Molecule: messenger RNA, 1572 nt
Organism: Closterium sp. NIES-65
Lineage: Eukaryota; Viridiplantae; Streptophyta; Zygnematophyceae; Desmidiales; Closteriaceae
Source: the annotation of a GenBank genome assembly
AUGGUAUAUGGUAUGGCCAUUUCGUCAGCAUUGAGCUCUUCCGCAUCGAGCUCGUCAUCAACAUCUGGUGCAGCGCUUGCCGGAACGGGCGGCGGUUCUGGCGACUGCUCUUCCGUUGGGGGCUAUGCUAUGACCAGCUCAUGCGCUACGAGCAGGGCGUGCGGAGGACGACAUGGCAGGGAGGUGAUCUGUGAGCCAUUGAGGCGUGAGGGGACGGGACAAGAUGAUGAAGGGGAGGGCUCCUCUGGUGAUGAACUUGAGGAUAUCACGGAUGAGGUGUGUGAUGAUUCCUCGGAUGAAAACAAUGGUGAGGGCGGUAAUGUGGCGCAUGUGAUCUUCACUCGGUCACACACAGGGCUAGAAACAGAUGCACAAGCUACUGCCACGACCCCCGAGGGCAACCAGGGUCAAGGACAACAGCCUGUUGCUGAAGAGUCCCCUAAUCUUGUGCAAGUGGGAACUCAGGAAAGUUCGGCUGCAGUGGAAAUGGCAGCAUUUGACUCUGGGGUGCCCUGCAGGGAUGACACCGUUGGUGCUGCUGUGACGCAUGGGAGGGGAUCUAGAGACUCCGUCGCCGCUAGGAGGUUGAGGCGGUUGCAGUGUCUAAAUUUUCAGAGGGAAGUUGUCGACCCUAGCAGCAUGGAGCGGAGUGGCUUUGAUCCGCAGGAGGAGGAACCAUUGCUGCCACGAAGUAGAGGAACAAGCAGACGGGGUAGGGGGAGCAGCGAAGCUGGAGGGCGUGCUGGGAGAGGCAAUGGCAGGCGUGGAACAGCGAGAGGUGUUUGGCAGCAAGGGAGAGGGGUGGGUGUGGGGCAGCAAGGGAGGAGUGUGGGUGUGGGGCAGCUAGGGACAAGUGUGGGUGUGGGGCAGCAAGGGAGGAGUGUGGGUGUGGGGCAGCUAGGGAGGGCUGUUGGUGUGGGGCAGCCAGGGACAAGUGUGGGUGUGGGGCAGCAAGGGAGGAGUGUGGGUGUGGGGCAGCUAGGGACAAGUGUGGGUGUGGGGCAGCAAGGGAGUAGUGUGGGUGUGGGGCAGCUAGGGACAAGUGUGGGUGUGGGGCAGCAAGGGAGGGCUGUUGGUGUGGGGCAGCCAGGGACAAGUGUGGGUGUGGGGCAGCCAGGGAGAGGAGUUAUGGUGCAGCCAGGAUUGGUGCAGCAAGGGAGAGGAGUGGCUAUGCAGCAGCGUUCGGGUGGGGUGACUAUGGCGCAGACAGGGGGGGGGCAGCAAGGGAGUGGGGUGACUACGGGAUGGCAGGGGACGGGAGGGGUGAUGGGGCUGCAAGGGAGUGGACUGGCUACGAGACAGCAAUGGAGUGGGUUGGGAAUGGGGCAGACAGGGGGGGGGGCAGCAAGGGAGUGGGGUGACUACGGGACGGCAGGGGACGGGAGGGGUGAUGGGGCAGCAAGGGAGUGGGGUGACUACGGGAUGGCAGGGGACGGGAUGGGUGAUGGGGCUGCAAGGGAGUGGACUGGCUACGGGACAGCAAUGGAGGGGUGUUGGAAUGAUGCAGCCAGGCAGGGACGUGGAUAUGGAUCGCUACAGGUUUGUGGGAAUGCAGCAGCGCUGGUGGGGUGA